Phasianus colchicus (ring-necked pheasant) is the source of this 1766-nucleotide messenger RNA. RefSeq names its product vitamin K epoxide reductase complex subunit 1 (gene VKORC1). Gene Ontology annotation, molecular function: vitamin-K-epoxide reductase (warfarin-sensitive) activity. Gene Ontology annotation, biological process: vitamin K metabolic process; blood coagulation; peptidyl-glutamic acid carboxylation. Lineage: Eukaryota; Metazoa; Chordata; Aves; Galliformes; Phasianidae. The record is from RefSeq and is a predicted model, not a curated record.
CUCGGGCCCAGCGUGUCGUGCACGCGCGUGUUCGCCUCCAGGUGGGGCCGCGGUUUGGGGCUGCUGGAGGCGGUUGUGGGUCGGGACAGCGCCAUCAACGUCCCCAACAGCGUCAUUGGGAUCGUCUUCUACAGCCUGCAGGCACUGCUUGGCGCGGUGCCGGGCAGAGCCUCCUCGGCGGCGCUGCUGGUGACGUCGGUGACGUCGGUGGUGGCGUCGCUGUACCUGGCGCUGGUUUUGGCCUUCGGCCUCCACGACCUCUGCGUCGUCUGCCUCAGCACCUACGCCGUCAACGCCGCCCUCCUCUUCCUCAACUGGAGGCGCUGGCGGCGCUGCGGCCGAAGCACCGGCCAGAAACGUGACUGACGGCGACGACGUGGCGACGGCGACAACAUGGCGGCGACGACAACACGGCGGCGGCGACACGGUGGCUACAACAUGGCGAUGGCAACAUGGCAACGGCAAUGUGAUGGCGACAUGGCGGCGGCGGCGAUGACAUGGCGGCGACAACGACGUGGCGACGGCAACAACGGCAUGGCGGUGGCGACAGCAUGGCGACGGCAACAUGGCGGCAGUGACAACAUGGAGGCGAUGGUGUGAUGGUGACAACAACAUGGCGACGACAACAUGGCGGUGGUGACAACAUGGAGGUGACGGUGUGAUGGCGGCGGCGACAACAUGGAGGCAAUGGUGUGAUGGCGACAACAUGGCAGCAGUGACAACGUGGCGGCGACAACAGCACGGCGAUGACAAUGUGAUGGCAACAACAUGGCGGUGACGAUGUGGCAGUGACAGUGACACGGCAUCAGUGACGACAUGGUGGCGACAACAUGGCAGCAACAACGUGGAGGUGAUGGUGUGAUGGUGACAACAUGGCGGUGACAGCAUGGAGUCGACGACAUGGCGGUGACAAGGUGACAACGUGACAGUGACAACAUGGCGGUGGCAACAUGGUGAUGACAAGGCAGUGACGUGACGGUGACGACAUGGCGGUGACAACAGCGACAACAUGGCGUUGACAACUUGACGUUGGUAACUUAACGUUGACAACGUGGUGGUGACAACCUGACGGUGACAACAUGGUGGUGACGGUGUGACGGUGACGACAUGGCGGCGACAGCGUGAUGGUAGCAACGUGGCAGGGACGACAUGGUUGUGACAGUGACAAUGUGACAGCAACAGCAUGGUGGUGACGGUGACAACGUGACAGUGACGACACAAUGGUGACAACGUGACAGUGACAAUGUGACAGUGAUGACAUGGUGAUGGUGACAACAUAACGGUGACACCAUGGUGGUGACAACGUGACAAUUAUGUGAUUGUGACACUGUGACGAUGACAGCGUGACAGUGAUGCGGUGACGGUGUGACAGUGACGGCAUGACUGUGACAACGUGAUGGUGACAACGUGGUGGUGACAGCACGACAAUGACAAUGUGAUGACGGUGACGGCUUGCUGGUGACAACAUGGCGGUGAUGGUGUGACAGCGUGACGGUGACAACAUGGCAGUGAUGGGUGGCGAUGACACCUGGGUGGUGACAGCAUGGCGGUGACGUUGUGACGGUGACAACAUGGCGGCACUGGUGGCUGAGGGCUGAAGGAUUGCGGUGUCUUUUUGGGGUUGCGGUGGGAGGGGACAAAGUUUUCGCCUUGUUGUACCCCAAAUUGGGAGGGAAACAACGCUUCCAUGUUGGUUGUACCCCCAAAAGUGCUCUGAGAACCCCAUUUCCUUCGGCUGUUCCCCAAGAAGUGCUCUGGGAAUCACA